Spodoptera exigua (beet armyworm) is the source of this 2987-nucleotide messenger RNA. The record is from the annotation of a GenBank genome assembly. NCBI's taxonomy places the organism in Eukaryota, Metazoa, Arthropoda, Insecta, Lepidoptera, Noctuidae.
CACUCAAAAUAAAUAUAAUGGACCAUCCGGCAGACAUUCAAAAUCUAUUUAAUUGUUUGCCUUACAAUAAUGCUUCUAACCGAAGCUUUGCAAUACCUAAACGGGGUUAACACAAAAAUUCAUUAUUUAAUAAAUAAAUAGUUUUCUACUUAUAUUUUCUGUAGGUACUUAGUAGUGAGAUCUGAUUUCAGUAAUUCGAAUUGACUGAUUCAUUUUACUGUUUAUCUCGAACAAACUUCCUGGCAAAAGUUAGUACUAGGUAAGUGUUAUGGAAUUUUUUGCAAGCUUGAAAUUUAUAAAUCUCUGCGGCCUAGGGGUUUCCCGAAGGUCUCAGUUGACGUUCAAGUUAAUCAGACAAUAUUUGUUGACAAUUACUCAGCAUAUCGAACCAAUACUUCGAUGUCCUGAAGGACACUGAUAUCGAGAGCUUGGAAUACUUAGGUGGCUCAUGCGAAUCAUUGUAUAAAAGCGUUUGUUUGCGGUAGUCAAUGUCACAGGCAGGCGGCGUUGUACUCGUGCCUGCUGCGAUAAAUUAAUUUAUUGUCGUUAAAAAAAAGAGUGUCACUGAAGAGUUUUGAUUAAAAACACUGGUGUGUAGUAAAUUACAUUUAAAAAAGUAAAUUUUUUUUUCAAAAAUGGAACGUUUACGAAGUUGUGUUUUGUUGAUUAGUGUAUUAUUUGUUUUAAAUAUUGAAAAAAGUUACCAACACGCGUGGGUGACUACCGAUGAAUUGGAGAACCACAUCAACCCUGAAGAUCUUCUUGAAUUUGCAAACAUUAAACAGAGCACCGACACUACCAAAUUAGACGAUAUCAGAGACAAUGCAGCCGGUUUUGCAGAUGUUAUGGAAACUACGACUGGCCUUCCUGUACCGGGUACAGUCGACUGUUUUGGCUUAGGUACACUGUCACGGCAGAUCGUAAGCCUCUUCAAUAUGAAACCAGAUUCGUCAGACGACGUCAAUACGCAUUUUUACUUCUCAUCACGAACAAUGCCUAUGAGGACGCAGGUGUUACCUGGCCCUCAAUUCGGUCUCGCAUGGGUAGACUUCAAACCGAAUAGGAAGACAGUGAUGAUUAUUCAUGGUUUUAUGAGCCACAGUAAUGCAUCUUGGGUCCAUGACAUGACUAAAGCGUUUCUGGAAUGGGCGGAUGUUAAUGUUAUUGCGGUAGAUUGGAGUGGUGGUGGGAAUACUUGGAAGUACUGGAGGGCAGUGGCAAACACUAGGAGAGUGGGCUCUGAUAUUGUUGGGUUCAUGCGUAAAAUGAUGACAGUGACCGGAGUAAGAACGAAAGACAUGCAUUUAGUUGGACAUAGUCUAGGAGCCCAUAUAGCGUCGUAUGUAUCCUAUCAUCUGGGGAAAGUUGCACGAAUUACAGGGCUGGAUCCAGCUCAGCCAUGUUUCUGGACAACAGAUUCUACGGAACGUUUGGACCCUCAAGACGCGGACUUUGUUGAUAUUAUACACACUAACGGGCGGUUGCUCUCGAGGAUAGGCUUCGGCUUCCCUGAUCCUAAUGGUCACGCUGACUUCUAUCCAAAUGGUGGCAUGAAACAGCCUGGUUGUCAUAACGAAACUACCUCCUUGUGGUCUCGACUUAUUCCAUUUUCAUCCAGACUUCAGCAAGCAAUAUGUAGUCAUGGCCGUGCAUACCUCCUCUUCACUGAAUCUUUGAUCAACCGUAACUGUAGUUUUAGGGGACAUAGGUGGGACUUGACGUAUGAAGGGGUAAAUGCCAGUUUAGAAGCACCUUGCGACAGGGUCGGUUCCUGUUCAGAGAUGGGCAUCAGAGCUGUGGGCGAGGGAAGGUUGCUACGCGCUGCAGGAGCUUACUUCGUACUCACUACUGACAAGGAUCCUUACUGUCCCACGGAAUGGGAACGCCGGCACCCACAACCAGAAUUGCUGAUAGACCUCCGCAAGGGUUUCCUUCUAGACCAGUUAAAGAAGACAACUUCUAAGACGACUGAAUCCGCUAUGUAUGCAGACCCCAUGGAAAGAGACUUGGGUGUUGUCCCUCUAACUACCACCACGCAAAAGAGCUGGUUUCAGAAGUGGUUCGCGUGUUUGGGCUGCCUCUACCUGAUGAUGCAGGAUACAGGAGACCUUAGAGUGGAAGUGAACUUCACUCCUGACACGCUCUACUUGAACUGGACCACUACGUUUCCGGGAGUGACUGUGUGUGAGGAGUAUUCUACUAAGCUGGCAUUAAGGAAAUUUAAUAAAUUGUACCCGGACCUUUUAAGCCCUUUGGAUUAUGAUUUCCGCUGGUAUCUGACAGAUACUCUGUUUGGUCGUGGCCAGUGUUCCCAAGCCACCUGUAUACCUUGUGGUCGAUCGGUAGCAUGUGACGUGCCGUGGAGAACAAUAAUUGAACAAGUCCACAAAAGCUGUCAGGAAAUGGUGUCCGAGUGUCGGUAUAACGAUGUGGAGUUUCCAUGUUGUGAAUAUUUUCGAGAAGUUGACUCGGAACACGGGUCUUGCUUCUCCUUCAACACUCUACAGCACAAGGGAGAAAACAGCUUGUUUGUAUUGAAUAGGACUACUGGGCCCGGAGUGUUGAUGUUUCGCUUGCUGUCUGAUGCUGAAAUAUCAAUUCACAGUCCCGAAGAGUUGUCUACGUAUUAUCUAGAUGGAAAGCUAAAAGAAAUAGUUCACACCUUCAUAGAGAAUCACGUGUCAUUAUUAUUCUCUGUGGUGGAGAUAGUGAAUGGUGAACAGUUGCGGAUGGAGCCUAUUGAAGUUAGGCAAUGCAGGAGAUGGGAAAAAGACGAAAAUACUGUAGGCACGCUUGUGGAAGUUAGAAUGGCAUCACUACCAACACUACGAUACCAAAGGAACUUGUUGCGAGACAAAUUGGAUUUAGUUGUGGCAGUGGGUGGUAUAGGAGGGCUAUUCUUCAGCGCAUCUGUCCUAAGUUUGUUAGAAGUGUUUUAUUUGAUCCUCCGACCUACUAACGAUUAAUAAAUAAAAUAAUAUUCUUUU